Messenger RNA from Clupea harengus (Atlantic herring), 3742 nucleotides. RefSeq names its product ankyrin repeat and SOCS box containing 7 (gene asb7). The record is from RefSeq and is a predicted model, not a curated record. Gene Ontology annotation, biological process: intracellular signal transduction. Lineage: Eukaryota; Metazoa; Chordata; Actinopteri; Clupeiformes; Clupeidae. Gene Ontology annotation, molecular function: protein binding.
UGACGUUUCACAAAAUACAAUGCACCGCCACCAACUGGACAUGGAGUGUGUAACAAGGGGGUUACUGUUCAAAUAGUUUCAACAUUAUAUUAUUUUGGGUUUCCGCAGUCUGUUGAAAUAACAGUUUUUUGCAACUUCCAUCUACUGCUUCGGCGUCCAGGCGUCACAUCUGCAUUCAUAUGUCCCGCCUGUGUGAAUGAACCAUGGGGAGGAACGCAACACGCACAGUCACUCCGCUUCUAGUCAAAAGUGCUGUGGAUACCAUGUCCAAAUAGCUGAUGCGUUACCAGAUAUGGACACAAGACAAAGGGAACCAGUCACACAUCGGAGGCACUGACAGAAGAGGAUAGGUGUGAAUGAAUCUCCUGGUGCGAGAUGUAACAGGAUGCUGAACCAUCACUGCAGAAGGAAUCCUGAACUUCAAGAGCUGCAGAUCCAGGCUGCAGUGGCAGCAGGGGAUGUCUACACCGUCCGCAAGAUGCUGGAACAGGGUUAUUCACCCAAAAUUCGGGAUGCCAAUGGCUGGACCCUGCUCCACUUCUCUGCAGCGAAAGGGAAGGAGAGAUGUGUUCGGGUCUUCCUGGAGCACGGAGCUGACCCUACAGUGAAGGACUUCAUCGGGGGCUUCACGGCGCUGCACUACGCAGCCAUGCAUGGGCGUGCGCGCAUCGCCCGCCUCAUGCUGGAGUCGGAGCACCGCGGCGAUAUCAUCAACGCCAAGAGCAACGACGGCUGGACGCCGCUGCACGUGGCGGCGCACUACGGGCGCGACUCGUUUGUGCGGCUGCUGCUGGAGUUCCACGCCGAGGUGGACCCGCUGAGCGACAAGGGCACCACCCCUCUGCAGCUGGCCAUCAUCCGCGAGCGCUCCAGCUGCGUGCGCAUCCUGCUGGACCACAGCGCCAACAUCGACAUCCAGAACGGUUUCCUGCUGCGCUAUGCUGUCAUCAAGGGCAACCACUCCUACUGCCGCAUGUUCCUGCAGCGCGGCGCCGACACCAACCUCGGCCGCCUGGAGGAUGGCCAGACGCCGCUGCACCUGUCGGCGCUGCGCGACGACGUGCUCUGUGCCCAGAUGCUCUACGCCUACGGCGCCGACACCAACACGCGCAACUACGAGGGCCAGACUCCCGUGGCUGUGUCGGUCAGCAUGUCAGGCAUCAGCCGGCCUUGCUUGGACUUUCUACAGGAAGUCACCAGACAACCCAGGACUUUGCAGGACUUGUGCAGAAUUAAAAUCCGGCAGUGCAUAGGCCUUCAAAGCCUGAAGUUCCUGGAAGAUUUACCCAUUGCUAAGGUCAUGAAAGACUACCUAAAACACAAGUUCGACAAUGUCUGAUGACAGCCAAAACACUUAAUGACAUGGCAUUUUCUUCUGCUUAAGACUAUGCAAACUGUUAUCCUUUCUACUCGUGAACUCUGAGAACAGGUGCACAGUUUUUAUACGAAAUGAGAUGAAUGCACAUUUCUAUUUAGCUAUAUGAUUAUAAAAUCAGUGAAAGUCAGUGAAGGAAUGGCAAAGCCUAGUUGCUGCGAUGGUGUGGAUAUUUAACUGAAGUAUCAUACUUGACCACUGAAACGAAUCAGUAAACGAAGUUUGUACAGGAGCGAAUUCUACAAAAUUCGGUUCUCCAAGUUGGUAGGAGGCUGUUAAUUUUGCGGCAUUUCGUAAUCACCAAAGCCUAGUGUAGUUUGUUUGAAUUUCAGUCGUCUGGAUCAAAUGACCAUAGAACAGAGAUUCUUCUGCUCCCAGUCUCAGGAGGUUAGUGGCCUGUUUCAGCAGUUGCUUUUCCUCUUAUCCAACACGAGACAUUUAUAAGGUACCAGGAGCUUUAUUACUUACGCAGAACGGAGCUGCUAAAGAAUCCUUGACUGAGGUCAUCCUAUAGAACUCCUUACAGCUUUGGCGUUAAAUAUAAACAAGACGAUAAUCUUUGGAAGGGGGGUGGGGGUGAGGUUGGAGUUUUUAAAGAAGGAAAAAAAGAAAGAAACAUUGAAGCUCAGUGUAGAAAAGCAUCAGUUUCUGUCACAAGUCAUCACAGUUCAUAUGCUUCAACCAUGGAUCAGUGAUUCAGGACACCCAUUUGUGGGAAAGCGAGAAAGAGCUCCCACACUUUCCAAGUAUGUGCAUCUCUACACAGACAGUUCUGGUGCUUUGUCUUGAUGUCAUUUCUGAGAUGGGGCUAUUGCAUUGUUUUAAGUGUUUCUAGUUUGGCUUCGAGUGCUCAUUUGUUCUAGGCGACAAGCGCCAAAUCAGUGUUUUGUAGAAAGCAGACAUCAAUAUCAUCGUUUAAUUUGAAAAAGCAGCAUCUUAGCAUAGUGAGUUCUUGACGUUGAAAGUGGCCAAAUGCAAUCCCAAACAUGUUUAACAGAAAACUGUCUAUAUUCACAGAAUCAUUAACAAAGAAAAUGUAAAUAAUUGUGUUAUAUGUACAGCAAAUAUUUUUCUAGAAUUAUUUAAACAAACUCAAUUUCAAAGUGUGUUUUGAAAGUCUCUUUUUUGUCGUGUUUGGCUCAUGUAUAAUUGCUCUUUCUUUUUAUGUGAUUGUUUGAAGUCUUUAAAGAGUUAGAAAUUGGAAUUAAGACAAGAUUUCAAAACAAUAAACUGCAACGUAAUAUUGAUUUUGGGUUGUUUUCCCACACACUACAAAAAGUAUAUAAGAUACCUUAAUAUGUUUUCAGAAAUUCUUGUUUGCAUUGUCGAAAAUGAACAGUGAAUCAAUACGUUCUAUUGGGGCGAUUCUUUUAUUGCAUUUUCCAUUCCAUAAGAUAAUUGAUUUGAUAAAAAGUAUUUUAACUGAAUCUUUGGCAUCUUUUGUGGUGUUAUGGUUAGUUUACUCUUUGCUCUCUCAGGCAAAACCCUGUCAUAGGAAAAGAGAAGCAGACACUCAUAUUUCGACAGUGUUCGUGGACUGCGAAAGUGUACAGGAAGAGUGUGCAUUUUCGGGAGAACUAAGUCUCAUUUUGAUUGCCCUUACAUGGCCUUGGGACUCUAAAUUAAAUGCAGUCAUGAUUUCACAGGUCAAACCCCUGUCGGCCUUUUCAACCCGGUCUGCCGUCCGGUCUUCUACUCAGAACGACUGCUUCUGGCUUCCCAAGUGUAGUGUGGCGUGUGCUUCAACCUCUGUGUUCUGCUCUCCUGUCUGCCUUUUUUUUUCUCUUUUUUUUUUUAAAGAAGGAAAAAAAAAAAACGUGCAAGUCACUGGUGACUUCAGUGUGCUCUCCGCAUCUCUCUCGGAGGCACGCUCGUCUCCACAAAUACUUUAACCACCAGCUGCCUUUGCCAUUGUUGUCGCAUGAAGCGUAGGAUUACAGUGAAACACAGACUUACAGAAUGUCACAAGGAGGGAGUGUUAAUUUGUCUUAUUGCGUUUUUUAUUACAGUUUUGGCAGUCCUGUGGGUCUAUUUGAAUACUGCAGCAUUUUGUAAGAUUUUGUAUGAGGUGUGUGUGUGUGUGUGUGUGUGUGUGUGUAUACUGUGUAGAUAUGUUUGGAAGUGUUUGCAUUUAUUCUGUGUGUAAGAGGUGGCAAGGGGCAUGUGUGUUGCUGUUGUAAUGUUUGGCACUGCAGAGUUUGGAGGACCGAAGAUGGUUCAUUUGUUGUCAGGGAAUCUAAGAGCUUAGUAGGAAAAGUCUAUGAAAUAAUCCCACGUCUUCCAUGCCAUCAACUACUGAAUGUACAUAAUAUGCUGUUUGCGGAAUUGUUAAUGUAAAAAAUGUGUGAAUAAAAAACCCUGGCAUAA